Molecule: messenger RNA, 485 nt
Organism: Rhodamnia argentea
Lineage: Eukaryota; Viridiplantae; Streptophyta; Magnoliopsida; Myrtales; Myrtaceae
Product: phytosulfokines 4-like
Exons: 2
Coding region: 96-341 (81 amino acids)
Biological process (GO): cell population proliferation
Cellular component (GO): extracellular region
Molecular function (GO): growth factor activity
Source: RefSeq, a predicted model, not a curated record
CUCUCCUUUGUCUCCGUGCCUUGUUCUGCGUUCUCGAAGAAACCUCGAAACCCAAAGAAGAGAGAGAGAGAGAGAGAGAGAGAGAGAGAGAGAAGAUGUCUCCCAGGGUCAAAUGUCUCGCCCUCUUGGCCCUCCUCGCCGUCUCCUUUGCCGCCGUCUCUUCGGCGGCGCGCCCCGACCCGGCGUCAUCUGGCGGCGCCGCUUCGACGGCACAGUCUCAGCCUCAGUCGAAGGUCGGUGAAGACUGCGGCGGCGGCGGCGUAGGAGCAGAGGAGUGCUUGAUGCGACGAACCCUAGAGGCUCACCUCGAUUACAUCUACACCCAGAAUCACCACCAUUGAAGAAAGCUUAUUUUCAUUUUUCAUUUUUCUUUUACUUUCUUUUUAUCAUUUUGUUGAUAUAUUCUGUUUUUUAAAUAAUUGUUUUGAAGGAAAAAAGGGUCAAGGCUCCUUUAAUUCUAUUUAACUCAGCAGUGUUGAUGCUUA